This is a messenger RNA of Hibiscus syriacus, 3379 nucleotides long. Its product is annotated as kinesin-like protein KIN-UB. The transcript is spliced from 22 exons. Gene Ontology annotation, biological process: microtubule-based movement. The record is from RefSeq and is a predicted model, not a curated record. The coding region runs from base 46 to 2745 and encodes 899 amino acids. Lineage: Eukaryota; Viridiplantae; Streptophyta; Magnoliopsida; Malvales; Malvaceae. Gene Ontology annotation, molecular function: microtubule motor activity; ATP binding; microtubule binding.
GAAUCUUCAAAGCGAAGCUAAACAAAAAAAAGGAAGAAAAAAGUGAUGGCUUCCAAUGGUUAUAGAAAUGGUACGAACAAGGGAGCUAUUAAGCCUAUAUCUUCAUCUAAUGCCAGAUCAUCUUCGUUCAAAUCAAGACUUCCUCCUUCGUCCAAUCACUCUUCCGGAUCUGCUCUUCGCCGGACUAGCUCUGCCUCUUUCUCCUCCGGCGCUGGAGGGGACGGCGUGCCGGGAAGAGUUCGUGUAGCCGUCAGAUUAAGGCCACGGAAUGCGGAAGAGUCGAUCGCCGAUGCUGAUUUUGCCGAUUGUGUUGAACUACAGCCCGAGUUUAAGAGGCUUAAACUUAGGAAGAACAAUUGGGAAUCAGAAACAUACGAGUUUGAUGAAGUGCUUACGGAAUUUGCCUCUCAAAAACGUGUCUACGAAGUUGUUGCAAAGCCUGUUGUGGAGAGUGUUCUGGAUGGUUAUAAUGGUACAGUUAUGGCAUAUGGUCAGACUGGAACUGGCAAAACUUUUACUCUUGGACAAUUGGGUGAGGAAGAUACCUCUGCUCGUGGAAUAAUGGUUCGCUCAAUGGAGGAGAUUUUAACUAAUGUUUCUCCAGGAACAGAUUCUGUCUCUGUUUCUUAUCUGCAGCUUUACAUGGAGACCAUCCAUGAUCUCCUUGAUCCAGCGAAUGAUAAUAUUUCCAUUGUGGAAGAUCCCAGAACUGGAGACGUUUCAUUGCCGGGGGCAACUCAUGUAGAAAUCAGGGAUGAACAGAGUGUUUUGGAGCUAUUGAAGUUAGGGGAGGCUCAUCGAAUUGCUGCAAAUACAAAGUUGAAUACUGAAUCUUCUCGCAGUCAUGCUAUUUUGAUGGUACAUAUUAAGAGGUCAGUCAUAGGAGAAGAAGCUUCCAAUCCAAGUGAAACAGAGAAGUCUUCUCACUUUGCCAAACCUCCAAAGCCUCUUGUCCGGAAAAGCAAACUGGUUUUGGUAGAUUUGGCAGGCUCAGAGCGCGUCCAAAAGUCAGGAAGCGAGGGUCACAUGUUGGAGGAAGCUAAGUCUAUUAACUUGUCACUGAGUGCUUUGGGAAAGUGUAUUAAUGCUUUAGCUGAGAAUAGUUCUCAUGUGCCCAUUCGUGAUUCAAAACUUACAAGGCUGCUCAGAGAUUCAUUUGGAGGCACUGCCCGAACCUCAUUAAUUGUGACCAUUGGCCCCUCCCCACGACAUCGAGGAGAGACUGCAAGUACAAUUUUGUUUGGCCAAAGGGCAAUGAAGGUGGAAAAUAUGUUGAAAAUAAAGGAAGAGUUUGAUUAUAAAAGUUUGGCUAGAAAGCUUGAAAUACAUAUGGACAAGCUAAUUGCAGAAAAUGAAAGGCAACAGAAAGCUUUUGAUGAUGAAGUUGAAAGAACAAACUUAGAAGCUGAAAAACGUGUCUCUGAGGCUGAAAGAAAUUUCACGGAUGCCUUAGAGAAGGAACGACUAAAGUGCCAGAUGGAAUAUAUGGGAUCAGUUAAGAUGCUGGAGGAAAAGAUGAUAGAAAAUCAACGGAAGUGUGGGUGUGGUGGCUUAACGAUGGAUAAAUGUAAUGGAGAGGGGCCUGGUUCCUCAAUUGGCGAGGACAUUGGUGAGGUGAAAAAAAUGCUAGAGAAAGAAACUCACAUGCGAAAGGAAGCUGAAAAGGAGGUUGACAAACUUAGGAGUCAAUUAGGGCAGUGUACAGAUGCAGGGGCAGGUGUAGAUGCUGAAAUCUUAAAGCUCCAGAUAGCUCUGGAGGAUGAGGUUCUUCAAAAAAGGAAGCUUGAAGAAGAAAUUGUAGUACUACGAAGUCAGAUGUUACAACUUACUUUUGAAGCUGAUCAGAUGAGAAGGUGUCUUUCUGGAGGUGGACCUGGAAAUGCUUAUACUGGUUUAGACUCUCCAAUGUCUCAAGUUAGUGAUAAUGGACAUAAGACACCAGUUUCUGCAUUGUUCGAUCAAGCAGUUGGAGUGCAAAAGGUCUUGGAUUUGCUUGAGUCAGAAGAUGCAAAUGUACGCAUUCAUGCUGUAAAGGUUGUGGCCAACCUAGCAGCUGAAGAAGCAAACCAGGAAAGGAUUGUUGAAGCUGGUGGUCUUACUUCCUUGCUAACACUUCUAAGAAGCUACGAGGAUGAAACUGUUCGCAGAGUAGCAGCUGGUGCAAUUGCCAAUCUCGCAAUGAAUGAAGCCAAUCAAGAACUGAUAAUGCUUCAAGGGGGAAUCAGUUUAUUGUCUAUUACAGCAUCCGAUGCUGAGGAUCCCCGGACUCUACGCAUGGUUGCUGGAGCUAUAGCUAACCUGUGUGGGAAUGAUAAACUGCAAGCAAUGCUGAGGUCUGAAGGUGGAAUUAAGGCAUUGCUGGGAAUGGUAAGAUGCGGACAUCCUGAUGUUCUUUCUCAAAUUGCACGUGGAAUUGCCAACUUCGCAAAAUGUGAAUCCCGUGCAUCUAGUAAUGGUAUAAGAAGUGGGAAAUCACUUCUCAUUGAUGAAGGCGCACUUCCAUGGAUUGUGCAAAAUGCUACCAACGAUGCUGCACCUAUUAGGCGACACAUUGAGCUCGCACUGUGUCAUUUGGCACAGCAUGAAGUAAAUGAAAAGGACAUGAUAAAUGGAGGUGCCCUCUGGGAGCUGGUUCGCAUAACAAGGGACUGUUCUCGUGAGGACAUCAGGAGUCUUGCUCGCCGAACACUGAAUUCAAGCCCCGUAUUACGAGCUGAAAUGAGGCGGCUAAGGAUAGAGUUGUGAAUUGUGAUCGAGGUAAAGUUUUGGGCCUAACGUGUUCUAAAAGUGAUGCUAGGAAAGCAAACAUAUCUCGCCUCUGUAUAGUCGUCGAGGUUGAGAGAUUAAUGUAAUAUUCUCAGCUCUGAAAGAGCAUCCACAGCAAAAAUCAACGGUGGUUUGCAAUACUAUUUAUUUAUUUCUAGGUUAUUCGUUGAAGUUCCUUCAGGUGAAAGGGAUGGCGAUCAAAUUUUCGUCUUGUUGAAAGGGGAGCUCAUUGAUUGUGUGUUUAGAAUUAAACUACUCGUUAUUCAUUCUUUAUUUCCCAUCUCUAGUUUCGCCAAAUGCAGUAAACUGAAUUGAGCAAAUGAUUUACAACACCAAGAGGCGGUGGUACCGGAGUCUCACUGCCGGCACUAUUCCACAUUAAAUCGGACGAGCUAGUAGAUUAUAGUGCCACUGACCACGUAAUUUGACGGGGGUGAAGAAGACACUAGUUGAUUUGUAUUAGCGAGAGUCCAGUGAUGGUAAGACCCUUCCACGAUUGAGGGCUGAUGAAAGAUCAAAGCAAGAACCAUUGGUGGGUUAAGUUUACGGAAGCAAGGGAGAGGAAAAUCUGUAGGGAGAUAGGAUGGGUUUAGAGGAAAGACUGGGGACCUUU